ACCCAACCACAACGAAAAUAUGUAUAAAAUAUGUGCAUUUUCCGAUGCAACUACUUUCAAUAUGAUACAUACACAUUUCAGUUUGGCAUCACCUAUAUUUCUGUUAAACAAGGCAAUCCUUAUCGUCUGGUAUAUGGUGUUGACAGCUAUGGCAACGUUUGUAAUCAGAAAAAUGAUAAAAUAGAUGGCGUUUUCUAUUCUGGACAAGAUAACACGAACAAACCUAAAGUAUUCUUCUUCGACCCGACAUAUUUCAUAUCGAUGUUGCCCAACAACCCAUUUCCCUCUUUAACUGAAGAUGACACGGAAAUUAUCUGUAUAGAAAAGUGUCCACCUACUAAAACGGAAGUCAUUGAUUUCUUCACGAAUGAGGGUGUGAAUCUUUGUCAUUAUAAUGUAGCACCGUACGUGGAUGAUAUCAAACAAUGUCCGGCUACCCCAGUGCAAAAACAUGAGAGUAUCUUCAAUCGAUGUAUCCCAGAAGAUAUCGUAAAGUAUGCUAAAGACAUAGCGUCAUCGUUUGCUUCUGUUCUUAGUAACAGUUACAUGGGCAGUAAUACGCCACAGAAAAUUGUGUCUGACUUGAAGAACACGUGGAAGGAGAUUGGUUACCUAUCAGCUAUUUCAGUGGGUGUGGCUUUUAUUGUGGUUUUGCUAAUGAGGUUCUUAGCAGCAGUGAUUGUAUGGACAUUGGUUAUCGGGGUGAUGUUGUUAUCAAUGGGUGCUUCUACUUACUGCUGGUAUUCAUGGCAUAGUCUGAACAACGAGUUCAAGAACUUGCCGACUAGUGAACAGACGGACGAAGCGAUUCACACGGUACACACAUGGCUUAUUUAUGCUGGAAUAAUAUCCCUGAUCACAAUUGUCCUCUUUCUGAUACUGUUGGUUCUUCGGAAUCGUAUUAUUCUUGUCGUGCAGCUAUAUAAGGAAGCAGGAAAGGCUGUAGGGCGCAUGCCGUGUAUGCUUUUGCUACCAUUUACGACAUUGAUAUCUAUCAUUGCUUUCGUGGGUUGUCUGUGCUUGAUUGCUGUCUUCAUAGAAACCUCAGGACUUCCUGAAAUUAAGAAGAAUGGACAUGUGAAAUAUGUACAGGAACCGUUCUGGAAGUAUUUACGGUGGUACAAUAUAUUCGCGAUGCUAUGGAUAUCCUCGUUUCUUGUGGCAUGUCAGGACAUGGUGGUUGCCGGGGCGGUAGCUACCUGGUAUUUUACCAAAGAUAAAAAGAAACUAGGCUGCCCAAUUACUAGGUCAUUUGUGAGACUGUUUAGGUAUCAUUUGGGAUCAGUUGCAUUUGGAUCAUUUAUCAUUGCAGUUGUGAAGUUAGCUAGACUUAUUCUUGCUUACAUACAGAGAAAGUUAAGAGGUAAAGCAGGAAAGGUGGUGGACUUUAUCUUGAAAUGUCUUCAGUGUUGUUUAUGGUGUUUUGAGAAGUUUCUCAAAUAUCUCAACAGAAAUGCAUACAUUGAAAUAGCUAUAUAUGGAUACAGUUUCUGCAGAGCAGCUCAAAAAGCUUUCAUGAUAAUUGUCAACAAUGCUUUACGUGUGGCAGCCAUAAAUUGUAUAGGGGAUCUUGUAUUGUUUCUUGGUAAAGUUUCCACUGUUGCUGUUGUCAUGGUUAUAGGCAGAGAAAUGCUCAAGGGGCAUGAUGACAUCAACUAUAUGUGGGUACCAAUGUCUGUAGCAUGUGCAUUUGCCUUCGCUGUUGCUCACUGUUUCCUGCUUAUAUAUGAGAUCACAAUAGAUACAAUAUUUCUGUGUUUCUGUGAAGACUGUGAGAGGAAUGAUGGACAGGAAAGGCCGUAUUUUAUGAGCAAAAAUCUAAUGGUGUACUUGAACAAGGCCAACAAAGCUGAAGAGACAUCCAAGACAAAGAUUACCCCAAAACUAAAGAAAACCAAUAGUUUAACAACAAAACUCUAAUGAAAUCUUUGAAUCUUUUUGCCUUAUAAUAAUUGUGAAACUUCUAAUAAGUAAAAUGGUGACCACCAAAAAAAGUAUUUUUUCUUAAAUUGUAAUUAUGAAAUCAAAACAAAAUGAUAUGAUAUUCUUGGUUAAAGCAUUAAUAAACAUUAUUACAUGUACUAGUACAAUUGUAUAAUUAUACAUAAAAUGCUCUUGACAAAUUCAGCAGAACAUAAAUCAUGUCUUUCAUAUUACAUUUAGCUGUUUGAUUAGAGAAGAAAAUAAUUAUAUUACAUGCAAACCAACAAAAAGACAUAUUUCAAGAGCACUUUUUUGACUUUUUAAUCAAUGUUCACAAUUUUCUUGUUCAAUUUUGGUUAUAUGUUGAUAUUUGUUCAUUUAUGUAAGUACAAUUGAUUAAAUAAAUCCAAUUAAACAGUUGAUAAAAGUUUGUCUUG
Ruditapes philippinarum (Manila clam) is the source of this 2360-nucleotide messenger RNA. Its product is annotated as choline transporter-like protein 1. The record is from RefSeq and is a predicted model, not a curated record. Gene Ontology annotation, cellular component: membrane. The transcript is spliced from 17 exons. Gene Ontology annotation, molecular function: transmembrane transporter activity. Gene Ontology annotation, biological process: transmembrane transport. Bases 31 to 1920 code for a protein of 629 amino acids. NCBI's taxonomy places the organism in Eukaryota, Metazoa, Mollusca, Bivalvia, Venerida, Veneridae.